AUGGCUGUCAGCCCCACAGCUCCGGCCCUUCUGUCACGCCUUCUGCCAGGGCUGCCCGGCACAGCUCCAGAGCCCACCCAGCCUUGGACACGUGACGACAGCGCCCGGAGGACCAUCCUGCUGUACAAGAUGAUUGCGAAGAUAACUUACAGGCUGGCAAGACAUGUGUCCACUGAGACGCAUAGGACCACGCAGGUGAGAAGAUUUCUGCAUGGUGCUUAUUUCAGGAUUCGGCCCUCCAUACAGGAAGCCCUGGUGGAGGGGAGGCCAGUCGUAGCCUUGGAGAGCACCAUCAUUACACAUGGCAUGUCCUAUCCUCAGAAUCUGAGCAUGGCCAGAGAGGUAGAAAAAAUUGUAAUGAGAAACGGAGCAGUGCCAGCCACUAUAGGUAUUUUAAAGGGUCAAAUCCACGUGGGACUCACAGAUGAGGAACUUCAGUUCUUGGCAAGCAGUAAAAAUGUAGUUAAAGUGUCUCGGAGAGAUCUUCCUUAUGUCCUCAGCAAGGGUUUGUCUGGUGGAACUACUGUAUCUGGAACAAUGAUUGCAGCACACAAAGCAGGAAUCCCUGUGUUUGUGACAGGAGGCAUUGGAGGUGUCCAUCGAGGAGGAGAGAACACUCUGGAUGUGAGUGCUGACUUGACAGAGCUAGGACGGACUCCAGUUGCCGUUGUAUCUGCAGGAGUCAAGUCUAUCCUUGAUAUUGGCAGGACAUUGGAGUAUCUGGAAACUCAGGGGGUCUGUGUGGCUGCCUUUGGAGAGUCAAGGAUGUUCCCAGCCUUCUUCUCAAGCCAGAGUGGCUUCCAGGCACCGUAUCAUGUCCAGGACGAAGAGGAGGCAGCUAAACUUAUCGCCAGCGCUCUGGGUCUAGGCCUGAGCAGCGGUGUGCUGAUAGCAGUGCCCUGUCCCCAGAAGCAAGCUGCCUCGAGCCAGCUUAUUGAAGAUGCCAUCCAGCAAGCUCUCAGCGAAGCCAGGUCCAAAGGGAUUUCAGGCAAAGAACUGACCCCUUUUUUGUUACAGAGGAUCAAUGAAUUAACCAACGGGAAGUCACUGGACUCCAACCUUGCUCUGAUCCAAAACAAUGCCAGAGUGGGCAGCUGCAUUGCAGUGGCUCUGAGCAAACUACAGAAAGCCACAAGGAAGGGGAGCUUGCCUCGCAGAGGGGACACAACCGUGCCUCAGCCAGUGGUGAUUGGAGGUAUCAACGUUGACUUUAUAGCCAAGGCGCAGAACUCUGUCAUCCUGGGUGGCGGGCAGACAAACGCUGGAAGAGUAAGACGAACUUUUGGCGGCGUUGGAAGAAACUUGGCAGACUGCUUAAGCCGUCUUGGCCUGACCCCUCUCCUUCUGUCAGCUGUGGGGAAGGAUGAACAUUCAGAGUCCAUCCUGCACUACUGUCAGCACAUGGACAUGAGUGCCAUCCUGCAGCUAGAGGGGAAGAGCACAGCUACUUACAGUGCUAUGAUAACCAGUGCUGGGGAGCUGAGCAUCGGCUUGGGAGAUAUGGACAUCCACCAGCAGAUCACAGAGCAAUACGUGUCCCAGUUCAAGGAGAACCUGUGCCGGGCCCCACUGGUUUGCAUUGAUGGAAAUGUGCCUCUUUCCACUAUCCAAUACAUCUGCCAACUCGCUAGAGAUCAUCAGCUAGCAGUGUGCUACGAGCCGACAGAUGAGAACAAGGCCUCUAAGCCAUUCCUCUCAGACAGCUGGAAAGCACUCACGUACAUUUGCCCCAACCUACAAGAGCUAAAAGCAAUAAACCGGACUCUUGGGAACCCUCUGCCAGCAGAGGCACCAUCCAGGCUGGAGGACAUUGUCAAGAUGGCAGCAGCCUUGGCCUGCCCUUUGCUGUCCCACCUGUGCUGUGUGAUCGUGACCCUCGGUUCUCAUGGCGUCCUCCUGUGCGGCAGGAGCCUGGGAGGGAGUAUCUCUCUUCGUCCAGCACCUCACGACCAGACUGCUGCUGCCAGCCUCUGUGCCACCCACUACCCCGCCAUCCCUGUCAGCAGGGAGGAGAUAGUCAACGUCUCAGGAGCUGGUGACAGUUUAAUGGCAGGAAUUGCUGCAGGGAUGCUUGCCAACCUCGACACAGACACCUGUGUCCGGAUGGGCCUGCUGGCUGCACGCCUGUCUCUCUGUUCCUAUGAGCCCAUUUCCCCAGAAAUCAGCACGUCCACCAUCAGCCAGGAACAAGUCCAGAGCAAGCCCUGGCCAGAGGCAAAGGUAUGGAAGCUGGACUAGAUUGACAUCACUUUCUCAUCCAUCACCUCCUCAUGCACCCAGCAGUACUGUCUCCAGGAAUUAGGCCGUGUUUUCUGUUUCAAGCUCAAAAGCUGACUGGAGGACUUGAGCUACUGGUACACACUGCUUUUUAGGAGGUGAAGUCUCAAUGGAGUGCAUCUGGCAUCAACUUGUAUUGCACUGUUCACAUUCACGUUUUUCUAUUGUUACUUCCUCUCUCUCAUGAGUUACAACCACUGCUUUGGUCUUC
Molecule: messenger RNA, 2488 nt
Organism: Tympanuchus pallidicinctus (lesser prairie-chicken)
Lineage: Eukaryota; Metazoa; Chordata; Aves; Galliformes; Phasianidae
Molecular function (GO): kinase activity; pseudouridylate synthase activity
Source: RefSeq, a predicted model, not a curated record